Messenger RNA from Coregonus sp. 'balchen', 7601 nucleotides. Lineage: Eukaryota; Metazoa; Chordata; Actinopteri; Salmoniformes; Salmonidae. The record is from the annotation of a GenBank genome assembly.
AUGCUCAAAGCUCAAGGUAAGGGCCUUAACAACACUCAUUAAUCUGCUUACUGCACCAUGAUGUGUGGACACUUUUUCGAUACUUGUUGAAAUUAUACUUCAAAUGGAUAUGAGUAAUAGGGCAAUUUCAAUUUGGAUAUAGACACAAGCUCGACAGAAGAGGAGACUGAAGAAAAGUAUGAAGAAAAGUAUGGUAAACUGAUUUAUUAACAUGCCCUUACCUUGCAAUGCCUCAAAUUCAGCUGAAUUCAAUGUGCCAGCUUCGGUAUGCUCUGCAAAUUCAAGAAACUAAACCAGCUCAUCAUCUAUUGGUUUAUAAAUAUUUUUCAAUUCCUGACAGCCAAUUUAAUCACUGAUAAUGCGGCGUGCUUAGGACAAAGCCUGGGUAUGGGUUCAAUUGUCCAUUGUAAAUAUUAACCCAAGAAAACUGUCCAAGUGAUUAAUUUAACCAACAUCUGGUGGUUGUGUUGGACUAUUACUAAUAACUAUGAGGCCAUUUCAAAGCACCACUAAUAACUACCUCACUUUCAUAGUGAAAUAUCAAGUGGGUGCUUCAAGACAUCUGAAUGGUGCUUUGAAUGCUAUGAAUGAGAUUGAUUAUGCAAGCAUAUAGAGUAAUAUAGAAUGGAUAAUGAAUGAGAAAAUGUGCUUAACUUUCAAAGUUGAAGUUACGAUGGAAGAACCAAAUGAUCAGUGAACAUGUUUAAAUGUCUAUCUCAUAGUUUUUCUUACUAGUAUAUACAGCAUUGCUGCUUUAAAACUAUUGUGUGUGUGUGUGAGAGAAAGGAUAAUAAAUGUUUAGAAUUUGUGGUACUGUAAAGUUUUUACUUCAUAAUAUAUAUAGUAUUUUAGUCCCUUUUUUGUUGUAUACCAUGCCUUCUUAUAUUGAAUGUAUUGCACUGUUUUAUUGCUGUAGCUAAUAAAAUGUGAAAUUCCUAAUAAAACGCUUGAGUUUAAUUAUGAACAAUAGCCACAUGGAAAUAUUAUAAUGAGCUAGUAGUAAACACAACUAUAUGCUUAUAUGCUUGUGAGUGUAUUCUGAAUGCUUUAUGUACAGGUUAACUGUCAAAAUAAAGGAAACACCAACAUGAAGCAUCUUAAUAGGGCAUUGGGCCACCACGAGCCUCCAGAACAGCUUCAAUGCGUCUUGGCAAAGUUGGCAUAGAUUCUACAAGUGUCUGGAACUCUAUUGGAGGAAUGCGACACCAUUCUUACACAAGAAAUUCCAUCAUUUGGUGUUUAGUUGAUGGUGGUGGAAAACGCUGUCGCGGGAGCCGCUCCAGAAUCUCCCAUAAGUGUUCAAUUGGGUUGAGAUCUGGUGACACACACACACACAUACCCUUUAAAUCCCCUAUGCUCCUUUGAGACCUCCCUUUCAGUCACAGAGAUCUCUUCUUCUAGCCAUGGUAGCCAAAACAAUGGGCGACUGUGCAUUUUUAUACAUGACCCUAAGCAUGAUGGGAUGUCAAUUGCGUAAAUAAACUCAGGAACCACACGUGUGGAAGCACCUGCUUUCAAUAUAAUUUGUAUCCCUCAUUUACUCAAGUGUUUCCAUUAUUUUGAAUGUGGUCUUGUGUUACAAGGUGAUGUUACCUUUAUGUAAUACUUCAGAAAGCCACAGGAGUGCAGCAUUAACAUAUAAAACUAUCCCAAAACAUUAAAUUCUAAUGGUUUAUAGAUUAUCUACUGUUAUGGUCGUCAAUUGACAGUGCCAUUGAGUAAUAAUUGAAGGGGAAAAGGUUUAAUUAAUUGAUUUAUUUUUUAAACACAAUCAAAUAAUGAAGUCUCAGGAAGCUUUCUAAAAGACAGAGGUAGGCUCGAGUUCUCGUGAGCUGUCAGACCGCCUGUGAGGAAAUGUCUGAGGCAGCCUCAGUGAUUAAAGACUCAGACAGGCCGGGUAGAGUGCAUGGUCCCAGGUUAUCAAUAGCAUAGCCUUGUGAGGGGUCAGCCUCUGAGCCUAAGAAAUAUUCACCCUGGGGACAGCUGGACCUAGCAGGGGCAAGUGUGAGGGCAUUUCUCUUUUUCUAAAGCACGUCAAUAGAGACCAUAUAUAGAGAGUCUAUGAGGUGUGAGGUCUGACAGAAGGGAGAUGUUUAAUCACAAUAAUUUUCACUGUCCGCUAUGUAUAGCUCCACUAAAUGUAGAUGUUAUCUGGAGUUAUUGUUAUCUGACACUUUGCUUUUAACAAGCUGUUAAUGGAUAAAUACAGAACAUUUUGGUCAUAUGAAGAGCUUCAUUCCGAAACGCUAUAUAUCCACUUUCAGAAAUGUUUUUAAAUUAGCUUUUAUUGUCUAAAGAAAUUAUGAAAGAAAUUUGUGUUUUUUCACUAUCUAAUCAUGGCAUGGGUUUCAAUGACAGACAUAUAUUUGUAUAACAUCUAUCACUUGAUGGUUUCAUUUCAAAAAUACAAAUAGUCAUGUUUUUUUGCAAAAUGCUAUAUAAUCGCCUCACUCUCAGAGAAAUAAGUACUGCUAGGUUUUACAUGGUCAAAUGUAACAAAUUACUACAUUUUAAUUAAGAAAUGUACAAAUUAUACAUUUGUGACAUCAAUAUAAAAAAUGUAACAUGAGAUCUGUUUGUAAACCUUUUAUAUUUGACAUUUUAGUCAGUCAGCAGAUGCUCUUAACCAGAGCGACUUACAGUAGGUGCAUUCAUCUUAAGAUAGCUAGGUAAAUAAUAAUAAUAAUAUGCCAUUUAGCAGACGCUUUUAUCCAAAGCGACUUACAGUCAUGCGUGCAUACAUUUAGCUAGGUGAGACAAACACAUAUCACAGUCAAAUAUACAGGAUACAAAUAUUAUAUUCAAGCUAAACAAUGGAUAUAUAGCAUUUAGCAACAAACAAAAAACAUUUUCAUACACAUCUAAAAUGUAUGAAUUUAAAAUCGGAGAACAAUAAUAUUUUACACACACAUGAAGGUACCCAUAAGCAAUCCUUUCUGAUGAAAAAACACAAAUGUGAAAGAAUUGUGGAUAUAGCGUUUUGGAAAUAAACUCUUCGUAUGGUAAGCAUUCAUACUGUACCUUUCAAAGUGCAGAUUUGCAAUGUACCAUAUGUGACUUAUCUGACCAUACAAUUUGAUGCUUAAAGGGGUACAUUUUAUCCCUACAAUGAACUGAGGUCAGUUUAACCAAACAUGGUUUUGUCUCUUUUAGGUAAAGUAAAUAUAACUGCUUCUGUUUGGAAGGAUGUCCUCUGUUGAAUUUACAACCACCACAGACUGUGAGAUUCCUGUCAGCCUGUCAACAAUGACACAGGAGUACGUGCCAGUCAAUCACAACCAUAACAAAGAAUGGAGGGCCCACCUUUUUCCAUUUUCUGAUGCUCUCCCACCCCCACACAGCCACAGGACUUGGAACACUUCACCUUUCAACUCCACCCCCCCCCCCCCCCCCCCCCCCCCCUCCCAAUCCCCCUGCAUGUGAUAGCAAAGCCACUCCCUUCACAGUGAAUUAUAUUUAGAGCCAAUCCACGCAAGACUAAAACCCACCCCCCAAUGGACUACUUAGAUGCCACUCAGUCGUAAAGAAACAUCACUUUAGCAGUGGGCUUUAUAAUUUUCUACAGGGAGUGAGUGUACUCAUCCUAGCUAACUGACAGUGUAAAAGGGUUCUUACAGAGGUCCUAUUGGUGGUUACUUUUACAGGACACAUUUAUGGGGCGUAAGUAAGGAGAUUCAACAAGAGCUAAAAACUCAUCGAAAUCAUUUGUAGACAAGAUAGCUUAACAUUAGUAGUGUAGGGUCAUCACUAUCCAAGGACAUGGUCUUGUCGGGGACAGGAUUUCCACAGUGUAGACUGUGAUGGAUAGCGACCUAAGUGGAGACGCCACCACUGGAUCUGCAAUUUCACUGGAGAUGAGCAUCAUGGGAAGGUGGGUCUUGACACACUGUGUCUAUAAAAGUUUCAACUGAAGAAACGUACAUUGGAAAAUCAUUUUUAUUAAUGGUCCUUGCAGUCAUGUGCUCAUACUGUAAGAGACCAGUAAUUACGUAAAUUCACUGUAUCAUAAGUAUGUAAUACCUCCAAAAGCAGGUUGGUCAAUAUUAGUCUCUGAAUUUCUGAAAUGGUUCAACUUCAAACUGUAAUGAGGGAAGACAACCAUUUCAGAGUAGUUACAGUGCAGUCUCUACUAACCAGGCCAGAAUUGUUAUAAAAUAUUAUUAGUGUGUAAUAAGAGCAGAGUUUAACAGAUGACGUCAGAGAUGAUUAGAUCAUGGACUAUUAUAAAUGUAAUCAGACAAGUCCUAGAUUGAGAAAAGUUAUUGGCCAUCCACAUGUAUACUGUCAUGGAAGGCUAUUAGGUAACAGCAACCUAGUUUUUAAUAAUUUUAAAAUCCCUGUGGGGAAACACAUCUGGGAACCUGACCGCCACUUCCAGAGGGAAGUCUAACUGGCAUCAAUGAGUAGGUAUGUUUACUAAAGUGUCCACUCACCCCUGGGAAUGUACCGGUAACCUAUAUCUAGGGAGAGGAGAGUUGCACCCUGUUGGGCCAUGUGUGUGUCAGUGUGUGUGUCUUGGAGCUCCUCCAUCUGAUCUCCAGUUUACACUGCCUGGCAGUAGGCUACAGUGGCCAGGCCACCAUCUGCUCCAGGGCAUACUCUCUGGGUAAUGGGUACAGUCAGUACUUAGUCUGCAUGCAAUGGGCAUUCAUACAUGAUACCUGUAAUACUAAGAUGACAGGCAGGGGACUAUUAACUUUUGAGACUAUUAACAGGAUCAGUAUGAGGAUGAGAUACAUAUACUGCUCUAGAACCUUUCAGAUGGGAGACAACCUAUUUCUAUGAUCUAUUCCUGAUAUACUAUCACAUACUGAAUACACUAAAUACAACAUAUAAAGUAGCCUACAACUAAGUACAACGAGUGUGAUCAAUAUACAGGUAACUGCCAAAAUAAAGGAAACACAAGUAAAUUAGGGUUCUGAUGGCUCUGUUAUGGUGUGGUUGCUUUUUCCUGGCAUGGUUUAGGUCUGCUCAACCCUUAGAGGGCAAGGUAAACACCAAUAAAUACACAGAUCUUCUGAGUGAUCGCCUUCAACCUAUGGUGAAUCAUUUAUAUCCUGAUGGGAGUGACGAGUGGUCACUGAAUGGUUUGAUGAGCAUGAAAAUGAUGUAAACCAUAUGCCAUAGCCGUCUCAGUCACCAGAUCUCAACCCAACUGUCAGAGAUUCUGGAGCGGUGCUUGAGACAGCGUUUUCCACCACCGUUAACAAAACACCAAAUUAUGGAAUUUAUUUUGGAAGAAUGGUGUCGCAUCCCUCCAAUAGAGUUCCAGACACUUGUAGAAUCUAUGCCACGGCGCAUUGAAGCUGUUCUGGCGGCUCGUGGCGCCCCAAUGCCCUAUUUAGACACUUUAUGUUGGUGUUUCCUUUAAUUUGGCAGUUACCUGUACAUCAUCCGUUCAUACAAUGUGCUCAAAUCUCACCUAUAAUAUAUAAAUUGAUAUUGGUAAGGAUGCAAACUUUCAAAAUGCCCAUAAAUUCUGGUUGAAAGAUUCCCUGAAUCAAGUGAGAAAAAACAGGAAAUCCGUAAUCCUCCAACCAGGAUGUCUGGAAACCUGGGAAUUUAGAGAAAGUUACCAGAAUUUUGCAACCCUUGAUGGGAGGUUUCUCCUGAAGGAAACAGGUGUUACUUUAAGGGUGGAUAUCCUGCUGUUGUCUGUGGUGUAUCCAUUAAAUUAAACAUGCUAAUAAAAACAGAGGAACUUUGAGGAAAUGUAUUUCUCUCAGGAUAAUGAAGGGAAAACCCCAAAAUUACAUACACACCACCCUGAGCUUUUCUACAAGACGUUUCACAAGCAUAUGGCAACAACCUAGGAACAUGACCAACAUUAUACUCUUCUUCAUGUUUUUCAGAACUUCUCACAUUUUGGAGAAAUGUUGAGGAUAAGGACUCCAGCUUGUGAAAAAUAAACUGUGUGGAAAUGACAAGGCCAUAGGUUGGUAACUAGUCAAAGUCUAGACAUUACUUUAUCUUCAGAUAAAUAAUGGCAAAUUAUUACCAGGAAGCACCAAUCUCACUUAUUAGUUGGUCUCUGCAUGGUGCAUGGACCACAUUCAUGUAUUUAACAAAUGUUUUCAUGCUAGAAGAAACAGACCCACAUAAACUUGGAGCAAAACCUCAUAUAUGAAAGUGAAUCUGGUUAAUUUACAGAAACCCUCUCAAACAAAUAUAAAAAACUGCACCUCUGAGCCAAACACUAGAAACAAGUUAUUGAGCUGGAGAGGUCUGUAUAGCCACAGUAAAAAUACUUGGCUCUUAUCUUCAAAUGCAUGAGUUUACAACCAAAUACAUUACAAAUGGAAAUGCAUCACAUAGGUACAUUUAUUAUGCCACCCUAGGUGUAAUGAUAUAGUAAUGGUGAGGCAUGUUUCUCAAGCUCUCCAAGUUAUUAUGCAACGGUUUUCAAUGCAAUUUUGAUGUUUGUCUCUUAUGCAAUGCAUUAGUUAAUAUGUUUUUAUUCUGAUUGCAGGUUCCUGUUUUGGAUCACUCUGUAGGACUGAGCCUAUGAGUGAGCCACUAUGGGGGACUGGAACUUGUUGGGCAAGCUGCUGGAGAGUGCCCAGGAGCACUCCAGUGUAGUGGGCAAGGUCUGGCUGACCGUGCUCUUCAUCUUCAGGAUCCUGGUGUUGGGAGCUGCAGCUGAGAAGGUGUGGGGUGACGAGCAGUCUGGCUUCACCUGCGACACCAAGCAGCCUGGUUGUCAGAAUGUCUGCUAUGACAAGACUUUCCCCAUCUCUCACAUCCGCUUCUGGGUGCUGCAGAUCAUCUUCGUGUCCACACCCACUCUGAUCUACCUGGGCCACAUCCUGCACCUGGUGCGCAUGGAGGAGAAACAGAAGCAGAAGGAGAAAGACUUGGCUGCGCAGCUGGCCAUCCACAAUGACAAGCAGCAACUGGUGCCCGACACUAAGCCCAAGAAGCCCCCCGUCAGGGACGAUCAGGGCCGCAUCCGCCUGCGAGGCGUCCUGCUGCGCACCUAUGUCUUCAACAUCAUCUUCAAGACCCUGUUCGAGGUGGGAUUUAUCGUAGUUCAGUACCUGCUGUAUGGGUUUGAGCUGAAGCCACUGUACACCUGUAACCGCUCACCCUGCCCCAACAUGGUGAACUGCUACAUCUCCAGGCCCACAGAGAAGACCAUCUUCAUCCUCUUCAUGCUGGCAGUGGCGUUCAUCUCGCUGCUGCUGAACCUAGUGGAGAUGUAUCACCUGGGGUUCACCAAGUGCCGCCAGGGCCUCCGGUACAGACGCGCCCAGUCCACAUGUGAGGCAGGGUACAAGACCCCCAGCGAGGCAGUGGUGCCCUUUGUCCCGAACUUAAACUACUUCCCCAGGCACCACCCAGCCCCUGAGCCCUACCAUGCAGACCAGUACAUCUUGACUAAGCCUGACUCUGCCUACCACCCCUACAGCAGCAAAGUGGCUUACAAGCAGAACAGAGACAACCUGGCCGUAGAGAGGAACAGUAAACCAGAAGGGAGUGACACCACAGAAAUGAAAGGCUCCAGUUCUGCUCCAGGGUCGCCUGCAGAGAACCAACGGCGACCCAGUCGAUCCAGCAAGCACAGCAAUAAUAAGACCAGACUAGACGAUCUAAAGAUCUGA